AUGGAGUAUUUCGAAGCGAACCCGAAACCCUUCAACCUGGAUCAGUCCAGCACCGUAGCGCGCGCAUUCAUCGAGCAUCAUGCGGCGCAAUCUCGACGUGUGGCCCUCGUGACAUCUGGAGGCACGACGGUCCCACUGGAGAAUCAGACGGUGCGAUUCAUUGAUAAUUUUUCUGCUGGUACUCGAGGCGCGACCUCUGCCGAGUACUUCCUCGAAAAUGGAUACGCUGUCAUCUUCCUGCAUAGGCAAUUCUCGCUUCUGCCAUAUUCAAGACACUAUUCUCAUUCGACGAAUUGCUUUCUGGACUACAUGACCGGGACUGAAGAUGGACCAGUCGUGGUGCAGAGUAAAUUUCAGGAACAGAUGGCUUCCGUCCUUCUGCGCUAUCGCAAGGCCAAGAAGGAAAACACAUUACUGCUCUUGCCAUUCACGACCGUUAAUGAGUACCUGUGGCAUUUGAGAGAACUCGCCAUGUUGAUGCAGCCAUUGGGUGCGAACGGACUGUUUUAUCUUGCAGCGGCAGUGAGCGAUUUCUUCGUCCCAGCCGAGAGAAUGGUCGAGCACAAGAUCCAAUCGGGCGAGGAGUUUCACCAGCAAUCUGCAGUCGUCGAUGGCGACGUAGGGCCGUCAGAGGAGGAGAAAGCUGGCCGCAAGCCUGCCGCGCACAUGCAAGGAAAGCGACUCGUCAUCGAUCUGGAUCCUGUGCCCAAAUUCCUUAAGUCUCUGGUUGACAGCUGGGCUCCCCGGUCAAUGAUAAUUUCAUUCAAGCUAGAGACGGAUCCCAAUCUGCUUGCGACAAAAGCCCGAUCGGCUUUGGAGAAAUACGCUCACCACCUAGUCAUUGGCAAUCUGUUGAACACGAGGAAGUACGAAGUCUUGUUCGUCUCAGCUGGUGGAGGAGAGAAGUGGCUUCGUGUACCGCCCGCAAGAAGGGCGAAGAGUAUCACAGGUCGAUCAGAAGAUGGUCCUCUGAAUAUCAAAGAAGGGGACCGGGAACCUGCUGUCGAAAUUGAGAGCUGGAUUGUACCGGAAGUGGCCAAGUUGCAUUCGCACAUGAUAGAGCAUGGAGAUCCAAGGCAUCUCAACGGUGCUGCAUGA
Messenger RNA from Lecanosticta acicola, 1098 nucleotides. The record is from the annotation of a GenBank genome assembly. Lineage: Eukaryota; Fungi; Ascomycota; Dothideomycetes; Mycosphaerellales; Mycosphaerellaceae.